CCCAGGCAGGGUGGGCUGCCAGGGACAGCCAGGCAGAGGCGUCCUUCCAUCUUAUGAGGGCUCCACGCUGUAAAGAGAGCCCUCUGCCUGCUGUGCAAUGUGACAAUGGGCUGGUCACUGCCCUUUUGUGGGCCUCAGUUCCUCCAUGUACAGAAUGAGCACAUUGAGCCAGAGGAUAGCUGGGCUCUUUGACCUCUGAGGUGCUAAGAUCCUGAUGGAGCUUUCAGGGCCUGGGGCCCUGGAGGAGGAAGAUUUCCUGUGGGAGGCCCGGGUGCCAUCGUCCUCCUGUGGCUAGGUGGAACUGGGACUCAGAAUCAGGAAUCUAUUGUCUUCUUGAGGGGGACUGUAAAUUGCUCUGGUAUCAGGUCAAACGGUAGCUUCCACUUAACUUCCGAGUCCCAUUUUGUCCUGCUUGGUCCCGCCAGCCGCCAUGUCCUCCCUCUGCCUGAACGGGCACCUGCCAGGCUCUUGCCUACCUGAUGUCUAGUUCUGCCAGGUAGGAACUGCGAUCCCCUUCUUUGCAGAUGUGCAAACAGAAGCUCCAAGAGACCUACACAGCCGUGUAUUACGUCUUGGCCGAUGUGCUGAUGCUGUCGCUGUACUUCCAUUACAAGUUUAAGAAACGCCCCUCUCUGUGGUCUGCCCCCAUCAAUUCCGUGCUCUUGUUCCUCUUCGGGAUGGCAUGUACCGCCCCGCUGCUGAGCAGCGCUGGCUCGGUGGCGGCCCCAAGCGAGGUCUUCCGGGGGCGGACGCUCUUGUCUGUGGAGCCCGGCAAUAAGCCCUUCACGAAGCAGGAAAUCGUUGGCUUCGUCAUCGGCUCCGUGUCCAGCAUGCUGUACCUGCUGUCCCGGCUGCCUCAGAUCCGCACCAACUUCCUGCGAAAGUCGACCCAGGGGAUCUCCUACUCGCUGUUCGCCCUGGUGAUGCUGGGGAACACUCUGUAUGGGCUCAGCGUGCUGCUCAAAAACCCCGAGGUGGGCCAGAGCGAGGGCAGCUACGUGCUGCACCACCUGCCCUGGCUCGUGGGCAGCCUGGGUGUCCUGCUGCUUGACACCGUCAUCUCCAUACAGUUCCUGAUGUACAAGGACGCCACCACCUCAUCAGAGCGCCAGCCACUCCUGCCCAGCUGACCAGGACCCAGGCCAAGCCCGGGAUGACAGGGACCUCCCGAUGCCACACUCAGGAAGGGAGUAGUAUGGGCAGUGAUGGUGCCGCUGACCCUGGACUGGGCCGUGGAGGAAGCCGGGGGGCCUAGAAUUGGCCCAACCACCUCCCCCCGACACCUCCGAAACCUUGGCUCACCUACCUCAUUCUGCCGGCUCACCCCGCCCCACCCGCCCGGGGAGGGGCCCAGCUCAGCCUGUGCACCCAGGACUGUCGUGUCCACUGCAGAUGGCCUAGGAAACGGUACUCCCGAUGAGGCCUGUUCUGGUGCUCCUUCCCUGAGGUGCCGGGCUCCCGGCUGCUCUGGGGAACAGUGAUGGAUGGGGCUCGGGACCCCACCUACAGGGCCCAGGUGGGGGCCUCAGGGCUCAGAAUGUGGGAGAGCCAAGCCGGAGGGGACCGUGUCUGCUGGCCCUCCCCUGCCCGGCCUGCUGGGCCUCUGGUUUCUUCAGCCUGCUUCUCUGUGACAGGCUCCACACCUGGUGGUGGGGACACAGCAGCGAGAAAGACACUCCAACUGGGUCCCUGCUCCGCCGGCGCUCAGCAAGAGGCAGAAUAGUUAAGGUUCAGACCUUGGUUCUGCAUCUCAGCUUCUCUGUGCCGUGGUUACCUCAUCUGUGCAAUGGGAUGAUAGUAUUACCAUAUAUCCUUCUAAGGAUUAAAUAAAAUUGUGUGAUUACGGAGGUUAGCCCCAAAGUCUGGCGUGCAGUAAGAGCUCUUUGAAGGUUAGCUUUGAUCAUCUUGAGUUGGAGAAGAAGGACAACCAGAUCUCCUGGAAAUCAGGGAGACCUUCCUUGAGGAGGUGACACAGCAGAAGGACGAGCAGGAGAUAACCUGGGGAAAGUCGGAUUGUUGCAGGCGGAGACGGUGGAGAGGAGGGCAGGGCUUAGUCCCGAGCUCUAGUUCUCGUGACCCAACCUCAGUUUGUCUCCCAGGCCCCAUCCCGAGUCCGCUUUCUUCUUGGCCACAACCCCUGGGUGCUUGAGGACAGAGGGGCCAGCUCCCCUCUGUGGGCCGGCUCUCACCCCCCACCCCCCACCCCUCCCCAGGCCUCCCAAGUCCCGAGAGCCAUUGGGGUGGGUGGUGUCAGGUGCGGCUAAGGC
Hippopotamus amphibius kiboko is the source of this 2267-nucleotide messenger RNA. It is a transcript of the gene SLC66A1, whose product is annotated as solute carrier family 66 member 1. Lineage: Eukaryota; Metazoa; Chordata; Mammalia; Artiodactyla; Hippopotamidae. The transcript is spliced from 6 exons. The coding region runs from base 525 to 1130 and encodes 201 amino acids. The record is from RefSeq and is a predicted model, not a curated record.